Messenger RNA from Nannospalax galili (Upper Galilee mountains blind mole rat), 2552 nucleotides. It is a transcript of the gene Pard6b, whose product is annotated as par-6 family cell polarity regulator beta. Gene Ontology annotation, cellular component: cell cortex; apical plasma membrane; nucleus. The record is from RefSeq and is a predicted model, not a curated record. Gene Ontology annotation, molecular function: protein kinase C binding. Bases 55 to 1164 code for a protein of 369 amino acids. NCBI's taxonomy places the organism in Eukaryota, Metazoa, Chordata, Mammalia, Rodentia, Spalacidae. The transcript is spliced from 3 exons. Gene Ontology annotation, biological process: centrosome cycle; regulation of cellular localization; establishment or maintenance of cell polarity.
UCCGCGGCCCCGCUGCCCGCGCUCCCGAGGGCCGCCGGAGGCCUGGCGCUCAUCAUGAGCCGCGGCCACCGGCACGGGGCGAGCAGCGGCUGCCUGGGCACCAUGGAGGUGAAAAGCAAGUUUGGAGCUGAGUUUCGUCGGUUUUCACUAGAAAGAUCAAAACCUGGAAAAUUCGAGGAGUUUUAUGGAUUACUGCAGCAUGUUCACAAGAUCCCCAACGUUGACGUGCUGGUGGGCUACGCAGACAUCCACGGAGACCUGCUGCCCAUAAACAAUGACGACAAUUACCACAAGGCAGUCUCCACGGCCAACCCACUGCUCAGGAUUUUUAUACAAAAGAAGGAGGAAGCAGACUACAGCGCCUUUGGCACAGACACCCUGAUCAGGAGGAAGAACGUGCUGAGCAACGUGCUGCGCCCCGACAACCACAGGAAGAAGCCGCACCUCGUCAUCAGCAUGCCCCAGGACUUCAGACCUGUGUCUUCCAUCAUCGAUGUGGACAUUCUCCCUGAGACACACCGCAGGGUCCGUCUCUACAAGUACGGCACUGAGAAGCCCCUUGGCUUCUACAUCCGGGAUGGCUCGAGUGUUCGGGUGACCCCGCAUGGCCUGGAGAAGGUCCCUGGGAUCUUCAUCUCCAGGCUGGUUCCCGGGGGCCUGGCACAGAGCACGGGACUGCUGGCUGUGAACGAUGAAGUGCUGGAAGUGAAUGGCAUAGAGGUGUCAGGGAAGAGCCUGGACCAGGUAACUGACAUGAUGAUAGCCAACAGUCGCAACCUCAUUAUCACCGUGCGCCCAGCCAACCAGAGGAACAACGUGGUCAGGAACAGUCGGACUUCAGGCAGCUCUGGCCAGUCCACCGACAAUAGCCUGCUAGGCUACCCUCAGCAGGUGGAGGCCAGCUUCGAGCCAGAGGACCAGGACAGCGACGAGGAUGACAUCAUCAUCGAAGACAGUGGAGAGCCCCGACAGAUCCCCAGGGCCACCGAUGCCCAGAGUCUGGAGUCCUUGACGCAGAUAGAGCUCAGCUUCGAGCCAGGACACAACGGCUUCACCUCUGCACAUGAUGGCAACACAGCACCAGGCAGCCCCAGCACCGAGUUUGAGACCCUUGCUCCCAACCAGAAACUUCUAGAGGAAGAUGGAACGAUCAUCACUUUGUGAGCCUGUGUGAGUGUCUUAUGAAUGUGCAUGGGGAGUUAUGAAUGCAGCUCCUGAGUGAAGAUGUGGACCUCUAGCCAUGAUGUGGCCUGCGUGCUUGAAAUGUGGCUGGGUAAGAAAGGGAGCACCACUGCUGGGCCCAGAGUGCAGCUGCUGGGAGGGGGUACUGCUGCUGCUGCUGAUGAUCUUCCUCGGCCACCUGCGUGCGUCACUUUCCCAGAACUCACCAUGUUCGUGCCUGCUGGAAGCCAGCCUCUUGACCUGCUAUGCACGACCACUCAUUUUCCCUGGAGCCUUUUUUUUCUUUUAAUUAAGAAGUAUGAUUCUGUCUUUUAGUCCACUGAGGACCUUGGCUCAAUGUCCCAACAUUAAUGUGUUUUGAUUUUUUUAAAAAUGUUUCUUUAAUCAUGGCAAAGUAUUUUCGAAAAUGCAGUUUUGGUUUUGUUUUCUCAAUUUUAAGAAAUUAAACCAGCUGGUUGUGUUUAAGAGUUGCUGCCCAUUACCCAACUCUGGAGCACCCUGGUUUGUGAAUUGAGAAACAGUGACCGUCUCUCCUGAUGCUGUCCCCUCCCCAGAGCUUUGACAUUACAGGCACCUCAGUCCUCUGCUGUUCCCAGUCCAUCUGCGAUCGUUUGUUAUGCGUGUGUGUGUGUGUGUGGCCAGCAUGCUUUUAUUCUUUCAGUGUAUACAAGCGGUGUGAAUCAUCUUGGUUAAGAGACUUUUACACACAGGACAAAUGUCCUCUUUUUAUACAGAAGAUUGGGUUUUCCUUUGUGGGGAACCCCACCUACACUACAGGAAGGGUAUGUGCUCUCUGUCCACUGCUGAUAGGUGACAUUCAUUUUAUGGGUCUAUUUAUUACUGCUCUCCUCCCUUGCCUGAUCCCCUCGCAUUGAGAGCACAGGCACUGUGAUCCUAGCGUGUGGAUUCAGACUGCCACCCAGACCCUGAGUUCCCGGCUGACAGUUAUUUAUUAAUCUAUGGUAUGGUAACAGUUGUGUGCUGUUCAAACAAGAUUCCAAUGACUCCGAGCUGAAGGAUGUUUUCUCUCUACGGUAAGAUCCGUGAAGAAGUGAAGUCUUGAUCCAGGGCUCUGGCCCAGCUGCAGCACGCUGCCCCAUGGCCACUCCGUGUGUCACCUGCAGGCGACUAGCUAGGGAGGCUGCCAUAGUGACUUGUGGGAUUCCCCCGAGUUCUUCCUCUCUCUCACCACUGCUUACUAACAGCAUUGCAGCUUUGACACAAGAGUCAGGUCUGACUCAGAUGGAAGAUAACGUUAGGUGUAGAUGGUGAUUUCAUUUAUAUCUCAGUGGUACAGGGGCUUGACCUUCUCAGUAAAAGUACUUUCUCACAUGCUACCUCUCUCUUUUUUUUUUUUUCUUUUUUUUUUU